AAUCUCUCCUCGGUGGUGUAAGUAACAUCGACGUUGGUUUUCAGCAACAACAUGCAGAGUGCGCUGGAAUAAUAUCCGAGAGGCGUACCGAAAGAGCAUUAAGCGAGAAGCGACAAGUAGCGGCCAGGCAGCCCUAGAGUGUGCACGUUAUAAAUUUUCUCACAUCUUAAACUUCUUGUGGCUGCAAAUGGAGCGGAGGCCGACGAAAGGAAACCUGACAACCCCCGAAAAUGAAUUGGAAACUGACGUGUCCACCAUGGACCGCGGUGAGGAGGCUACGGACAGCGGGACGCCUCCCGAGCUGUCGCCAGGUUGUAGCACAGGGACACCUGGAAGAAAGCGACACGAUUCAGAAACGGACGAGGAACACAACGAAGUCACGAAGAGGAGAAAACUGAUCGAAAAAUCCAUUGAACAAGUUUCAAAGUAUCUCAAACUAAGAACAGAAAUGUUGGAAAAAAAAAAGAGAAAGAGAGAGUGCGAUGAAGUACAGUCAAUGAUGGCUGGAACAUUCCCAAUGCUGCGACAAUUUUCGAGGGAGGGAUUUUUAGAUUUUUACAACAAAUAUUGUACACUAUUGAAGGAUGAAUUAAAAAAAGACGAAAACCAAGCACAGAAAUAAAUUUUGAUUUUGGAAUUGA
Molecule: messenger RNA, 641 nt
Organism: Ceratina calcarata
Lineage: Eukaryota; Metazoa; Arthropoda; Insecta; Hymenoptera; Apidae
Exons: 2
Coding region: 188-622 (144 amino acids)
Source: RefSeq, a predicted model, not a curated record